AUGUUCUUUGCCGCUGUUGUUGCCCCUAUUGGUGCUGGGUUACUCACGACCCUGCACCCGGACAGUGGCCACUCGAGAUGGAUCGCGUACCAAUUCCUAUAUGGUAUUGGACUAGGCGCAAGCGUGCAGUCAGCAUUACUCGCCGCGCAAGCCACUCUGCCCCUGUCCGAUGUUGCCAUCGGCACAGCCAUUAUCAACUUCUCGCAGCAGUUUGGCGGCGCGCUGUUUGUCUCAGUGGGAGAGAACGUUUUCCUCAACAACCUUGCCUCCGGACUCAAGACCAUUCCUGGAUUGGAUGUGACGAGUGUCUUGAAUACUGGCGCCACGGAGCUACGAGAUACUGUGCCAGCACAGUACUUAGAGAAGGUUGUGUCGACAUAUAAUGACGCGCUAAUGAAGACAAUGACUGUCGCUGCGGCCAUGAGCGCAUUGUCGAUUCUUGGCGUAGUGUGUGUUGAGUGGAAGGACAUCAGGAAAAAACAAAAGGACGUGGAAAGACCCGUGCAGGAUGUGGAAAAGGCUGUUGGUGACGCAGGCAACGCCUGA
Molecule: messenger RNA, 546 nt
Organism: Phaeoacremonium minimum UCRPA7
Lineage: Eukaryota; Fungi; Ascomycota; Sordariomycetes; Togniniales; Togniniaceae
Product: putative major facilitator superfamily transporter protein
Exons: 1
Coding region: 1-546 (181 amino acids)
Biological process (GO): transmembrane transport
Molecular function (GO): transmembrane transporter activity
Source: RefSeq, a predicted model, not a curated record